AUGUCCUCACUGUAUAUGCAUGAAAUGGAAGGGGACUUUGCUAAGGAAAUGGAUCUUCUGCUCUUUCCUUUGCAAGAAAAGAUUAGGCUCAUGGAGGCAGAACUUGCAGCUAAUUGUACAGAAGCGGCAGCAUUUGAUUCUCCGAGUAUCAUGGUAGAAGAGUUUAAGCUUUUGGAGAUUAAUAACAAUGAGCACAGUUCUGAAGCCCUGAAAGCUGCCAAACUUUCAACUGUGUUGCGGUCACAAGGGACACCCUCCAUGUUCAGUCAAGAAGUGGUGGGAUACAAAGAUGAGGCAGAACAGUUAAUCUGUCAACUUACCAGAGGAUCAAAACAGUUGGACAUUGUUUCUAUUGUUGGCAUGCCAGGACAGGGUAAGACAACUUUAGCUAACAAAGUCUACCAUGAUGCUUUAAUUACAUGCCAUUUCCAUACUCGUGCUUGGUGCUGUAUUUCUCAAGUAUAUCAAAAGCAAGCUGUGUUAUUGGAGAUUUUGGCUUGUAUUGAGCCUGAGAGUAAUUUGUCUAAGCUGGAUGAAGAUUACCUUGCUCAUUAUCUGUAUAGACGUUUGAAGCGAAACAGGUAUCUCCUAGUUUUGGAUGACAUUUGGGACAUUAGGGCAUGGAAUUGUUUGGAAAGAUCAUUCCCAGAUGAUGCUAAUGGAAGUAGAAUUCUUUUAACGAGCCGAAUUCAUAACUUAGCUUUGGAAGUCAAACCAACAACUAAACCUCUCCCUCUUCGCCAACUCACCGACGAUGAGAGCUGGGAAUUAUUACAGAAGAAGCUAGCCGAAAGAAACGGCCAUCCUCCAGUGAAAAGUGUUUUGGGGCUGCACUUAGCUAAAGGUUGUAAAGGACUACCUUUAACAAUUGUCAUCAUAGCAGGAGUUCUUGCAACUUUAGACGAAGACGGUUGGGAAGAAGUGGCAGAGAUGCUAAGCUCAAAAGUUGUUUGCGGUACAGAACAAUGCAUGGAUAUAUUAGAGUUGAGCUACAUACAUUUACCGAAGCAUUUAAAGCCAUGCCUUCUUUACUUUGGGGCAUUUCUGGAAAACCAAGAAAUUCCUAUCUGGAGGUUGAUGCGGAUGUGGAUAGCGGAAGGAUUCGUACACAAGACUGAGCCAAAGAGCCUGGAGGACACGGCUGAGGACUAUAUAAUGGAUCUAAUUGGUAGAAGCUUGGUUAUCGUUAGUAAACAGAAAUCCACGGGUACAGUGAAAGCUUGCCGCAUUCACAAUUUGCUUCACGAAUUUUGUGUGACAAAAGCUAAAGAGCAGAAAUUUCUCAAGUUGAGACAUUGUUAUGCUGAAAUUCUUAAUUUUGAUGAGCCAAGCAACACCCAUCGAUUGUUUGUUUACACCAAAGGGAAGAACUUUGAGAAGUCAAGGCUGUUUUGUCCCCUUCUACGUACUCUCCUGGUCUCUGCUCAAUUUCAGGAAUAUAAAAUUCAAAGCAAUUUCCAUUUCGUUGUUCGGAUUUUCAAACGUCUUAGAGUGCUGGAUUUUGCGAAAAUUAAUCUGGGUUCCAUUUUUCCUGGUGAAAUAGCAUUGCUUGUUCAGUUAACAUUCUUGGCAGUUGGGGGCACCAUGGAAUACAUCCCAUCAUCAAUAGCCAACCUCUCGAAAUUGGAAACUUUUCUUCUAGAAUCACGGCAUCAUAUUCUUUCAUUGCCUGACAGUAUUUGGAAUAUGCAGACAUUGAGGUAUCUACAUGCAAGUGGCAGCUUUUUUAAUCUUAGUUUGGCAGAAGACAAUGAUGAUAGCUCCUCAGAUUUAUAUAAUUUGCACACAUUUUCAGCUCUAAAUCUUAUAUUGGGACAAAACGUGAACAAAAUAAUCGCCAAGUUUCCAAAUAUCUGCAAACUAAAAUGCAGAUUCAAGGAGACAAAAGAAUCAGUUGGGGAAUGGAGCAAGAUUGUGGUAAUGGACUUUCUGACACGACUGGAGUCUCUGAACCUGUCAUUUGGUAUUGUGGGUGAGAAUCCUUAUGAGUUCCAUUUGCCCUCAAAUCUGAAAAAGUUGACUUUGAAGGAAUUUCCUUGGAGUAUAAUUUCCACAACUCGAAAACUUCCUAAUCUUCAAGUGCUCAAGUUAGUGGGUGCAGAAAGAGGUGGGACGGAAAUAUGGAACAUGGAAGAAGGGGAAUUCCCUAAACUCAAGUUCCUAAAAUUGGUUUCCUUGCGCAUUGUGAGGUGGACAGGCUCAGGUGAUCAUCUUCCUUGUCUUCAGAAAUUAGUCGUGGAAGGCUGUGGAAAAUUGGAACAGCUCCCUUCAUGUUUAGGGGAUACUCUGACUCUUGAAAAGAUUGAGGUGCGUCGGUGUCGACCAUUUGUACGAAGUUUAGUCUGCGAGAUAGAGGAAGAACAGAUGAGCUGGGGAAAUGACAAUCUGAAGAUCCAUAUCUUAGAGGAGAUUGAGGAUUCAUCUUCAUCAGAUUCAGAUAAUGGGAGAUAUGUUCUGUUGUAGGAGGAGUGCAAAAUCAAUUGUGGCAGAAGUUUGUGAAUUUCAGACAUGUCUCUGAGUUUCACUAGAGGUUCGCUCGCUGUCCCAAAAUGUUGGAGCAGGGCAUUUAUUAUCGCUUUUCUGGUAACUAGAUGGGCAUUGUCUAGGUUUGUACUUUAGCUGAUGAGUAAUACUGAUAAACUUAUUAGCCUUUCUUUCCCUUUGUUACAGGUAGUUCGAGUUCCUCUAUAUUUGAGCUAAAUAUUGUACGAAAUUUUCUGGU
Molecule: messenger RNA, 2722 nt
Organism: Coffea eugenioides
Lineage: Eukaryota; Viridiplantae; Streptophyta; Magnoliopsida; Gentianales; Rubiaceae
Product: putative late blight resistance protein homolog R1B-14
Exons: 2
Coding region: 1-2463 (820 amino acids)
Biological process (GO): defense response to other organism
Molecular function (GO): ADP binding
Source: RefSeq, a predicted model, not a curated record